UCAAUAUGUGUGAGGAAACGGGACGACACUACGAUGUUGCCCCUUUUCAAUGCCUACUCUUGUUGGUCAAACUAUACACGUCACGUCACCUUAUGGGCAUCAAAUCAAUGCUAGCGGCGGCCGUUGUUAACACUUUCGUUACCAGGCAAAAUUUCAAACAAUACCCCAGAAACCGACAGUACUCGCUAGUCGGGCAAGCGGCGGACGCUCAGGGCUGUGCCAAGUAACUUUCGUAUACGUGCAUAAAAUUAAAUCUGCUGUCUCACGUGUUUAGGUUUCGCGUUUUAUCAAUUAUCAUAAUGCAUCCAGUGGGCAGUAGGAAAUGAAUAAAAACACAGAAAGCCAAAUCAUCAACAUUUAUUAAUAUUGCACAUAGGUACGACAUAACUCACUAAAAUUGGUCUUUUUAUUAUAAUGUUUACAAGAAUUUCCCUAUCUAUAAAGCUAAAUCAUCAUAUAAUAAUCAACUGUACCACCACAUAAGUACAUAAUAAUCAGAAGACAGGCAGUGGCAGCCCUGAGGUAGCGAAGAUGCAAAGCUUGCCCGACUGUCGGGUACUUUGGCGUCGCGUGAAGGUUUAUAGCUCUUGCCCGACUACCGGGUAUGCCGGCAUCUGAGUAAAGUUUACGAGUGCCCGAGUGUCGGGUACGCGGUGUCCAAUGUGUUAAUUAACACCAUACAAUUUAAUAUGGAAAAGCCGACAAAAUGAGGGCAUCGGUCGUGCACGUAGCGAAUAAUGUUUAUCUGCUACACAAUUGUUCAAUCAAUUUAUGCAAUUGUUGUUCUGUUUGCACGUCUUCAACGUCGAUUAUUCAAUUGAGUAAUAUCCUCUUGGUAGAGAGAUUUUAUACAGUAGGCCAUCUUCGAAUAACGGACACUACCCAACAUAACAAUUGCCUUUUGCUAUUACCGAUUGUCUUUACUAGACCAGUACGAUAGGACUCUUUAUUAUACUGUGGCUAGACCCACGCCUGCCGUGAAAUACCAAUUUGAAAAACGCAACUCGACAAUUUUUUUUUUAUGGGACGAUAAGGAGAUAAAAACUAAUUGCGUUGGAUGUGGGCGGUCUUGGAUAUGUCAUCCCGGUAGAUUUGCUUUUCAAUACGGGUUUUAUCCUAGACAGAUUACUGUCAUUGUUUUUACUGUGCCCUGUGUACCGAUGUGUUUAGGUUAUCCUAUCCUAACGGGCACAACGCGAUGUCGUCUUCGUGCAAUAAAUAAUUCUAUAACAAUAUCAGUGAAAAGCGGCUGAAAUACAUUUUUAACAGUAAGCGUAAAUAAUUAUAGCUCCGAGAGAACUAUCGAUAAACACUUGGCGUAUAAAAAAAAAAAGGUUUGUGGAUAUCCCAGCUUCUCCACCAAGUCGUUUUUUCGUGAGAAACUUGACUAAGACUAGGUUCAGAUGAAAUGCGGUCAUAUAAAUUGAAGUGACUAUUGUAAGCUUGACUAAGUGUAACAUUGAAUAUAGUAAGAAACAGAAACUCGUUGAAAAAACGCUACGCAUUUUAAUAGAGUAACAAUGCUGCGAAUACUAUGGCUAUGUGCAGUGCUCGGCGCGGCCGUCGCCACAAACUGCACCAUUUGCUUGAACGACCAAUGUUACUCCGAAUCUCCUUUCGACCACGACGUCUUACUUUACUUCGCCGUCAUAGACCACAAUUACAACAUCAUGUAUUACUAUACUCGUGAUCAUUUCAACGCCAUGGAAUUGGAUAACCACACGAUUAUUUUCAAAAAAAGAAUCUCCAAUCCAGAGUACAGACAAAUAUUGUUAACAGUCGACCCGCACACUAGUGAGGUUUACUUUUAUAACGUUUUUGCUAGACAUAAAGAUCCACUAAUUAAUAAAUACGAUCCGAAGACAAAUACAAUAUCAGAGCCAGAUAUUGUUUUCAACGAUAAUCGUCAACCAACAUUAAUAUAUGUCUGCAAUGGAACAGUUUACGGCGUCAACGGAAAGUAUCCGAUAUUUUAUUUAAAAAACGGAUCUGUUGAAGAUAUCCCGGGCUUCGAAAACCUUCAUAUAUUGGACUUUAUGUGUGACAAGACCGGUGUUAUUUAUGUGCAAACUCGUUCAGAAAUGUACAGAAUAGAAAAUAAUGCUUUGACCGCCAUUUUGAAUACCUCUACUGAAAGUGAUAUUGAAUACAGGAUUCCUACUUUAGGUGCAAACGGAGAUGUGUACCUACUCUCUGACGAAGUUACCUCUCGACGUAUGUACCAUAUCAACUCCACUACAAAAGAGAUGACACCAGUAGGUGCAUAUGAACGAACCAUCAAAGGGUUAAGAGAUUGGAAAUUUGAUAAACAUGGGAACAUUUUUACUGACGAUUUGUUUCUGGAUAAAAUAAGUCCGAGGUACUUGAAGCCUAAUUCUGUUCGAUGCAGUGUGAUUACAGAUGUUAAAAUUACUUUAACACGCGACGAAAAUGUAGACGAUGAUGAUGAUGAUACUGGUAUAAACUUCCGCGAUGAUUACACAUAAUCACUUUGGAACCGGGGCUUAAUCACUACGUAUUAAACUGACCUCCAAUGUUUCAAGGACGGCGUUGGCAAGCCAGUCUUCUUCGAGACCACGGGGACAACGCCGUCCCUGAAACGUUGGAGGUCAGUUUAAUAUGUAGUGAUACGAGAUUAAGUCCCGAUAGUAAUUAGAUCAUGAUGAUGAUGAUGAUGAAAAAUAUUGGCUCAAGGAAGAUCUUUGUCCCUUCUGCAUACCGACGUUCUUUGAGUGGAGAAUGUGUUAAGAACUGAUGAGUUAGAAACAACGAAAGAGCGUGUAACAUUGGGUUUUUACCUUGUAAAGAUAGGCCAUUAGCAUUAAGAAGUUUACCUAUAAUUAAUAUACCUAUAUAUAAACUCACAUGCUUCCAGUAGCUACGAGGUUACACACCUCUGAAUUGCUUGCAGUAGUGACUACAUAGCAGAGUAUUGAAAUGUUUGAUUAAUUUUAUGUCGAAGCAAUUUAAAAAUCACGUGAGAAGUUUACCUAUAAUGACAUCAUUAGACUAAGAAUGGUUGACAGGUUAACAUAAUUUAGAUAGUAAAAUUAUAAAAUAAAACCACAAUCUCAAAAA
Messenger RNA from Leguminivora glycinivorella, 3078 nucleotides. RefSeq lists its product as uncharacterized. The transcript is spliced from 2 exons. The record is from RefSeq and is a predicted model, not a curated record. The coding region runs from base 1521 to 2486 and encodes 321 amino acids. Lineage: Eukaryota; Metazoa; Arthropoda; Insecta; Lepidoptera; Tortricidae.